CAGGUGGAGUGCACAAACUUGAAGAGAAAGGAGGAGUCUGGUCUGAGAGGAAGCUAAAAAGAGUGGAGCGCGGAACGGAGCCCUUCAAAACAGAGUGAUCCUUUCUGAGUGGCCACUGACAUAGAUGUGGAAUAAACUGGAGUCUGGCAAAGAGGACCUCAACUGGCAAAAACAAAAUUCAUCAUUGACGGAAUUACCGAAAAUAUACUGUGCAAAGGCACCAAGGAGACCAGAAGACAAUCUAACAUUAUUAAAAACAGAAAGAAGACGUGGAGAUACCACCCACAGAGAGAGACUGAGUAUACCACACACAAAGUUUAUCACAGGUAAUCACACCUCAACUGAGCAACAGACACUAACCAUCAACAAAUACACUCACAAACACGUGCACACACACACAUACACAUUCAUUUAUGGAAUACACACCUACAUUGUGAUUGUAACACAGGCUGAACAACUCAAGCUUAGAGAGUUUAGACUGUAGUCAGGAGGCAUAGGGAAUCUUGGCUGUCACAGGGGACGGAUUGACUGUGAAUGGGUAGAAGCAUGGUGAGGCCCUGCGCACAACUCUCAUGGCACUCUGAACACUCUGUCCACAAAAAUAUGAACUGAUCUAAGAACAGAUUUCUUCUCCAUGUCAGAAAUCACACCGGGAAUUAAAGUAGAACAUUAAUAGAUCACAGACCAAAUCAUCUUUUCCAAAUCAAGAGCCACCAUUACUUAGAGAACUCUUCCCAAAGAGUAUUUAUGCUUUGAAGAAGCAGCACUCUGAUUUCUCACCUCCACUCUUGGAUAUCCUUCUGAACUAAGGAACGAUUCCAUCGUGUUACCCACAGGACUUCUGGUCACCUCUCUGUGUUGGAAUGGAAAUUGUGCACUGAGCUGCUAAGAAGGAGUUGAGUGAGUUAGAAGUUCACCUACACUGCACCGACACUGCAGCAUGAAGCUCAGGCAUGGGGCAAGAGGGGCACUACUGGCCUUGCUGCUGAGUUUACUGCUGUCUACCUGCACUACACAAGAGAGUGAGGAGAGUCUGGAGCUCCAAGAGGAAAACAAUACAGUCAGCACUGAGAGCCCUGAUACUGUAUCUUCUGACAUAACCAACGUGAGCCCCCACAGGACAUGGAUAGUCUUUAGGGACAACUCCAACAAGGGUGGAAAUAAGAAACCAAAAGGAAAUAAAAGACCCUCCAAGCAUGGCCUUCCAGGUCCACCGGGCCCUCCCGGUCCCCAGGGGCCUCCUGGUCCUCUGGGCCCCCUAAUGCCUCAUCAUGCAGAGUUGAUACAGGACUUCCAAGUCAAACUAAAAGAGAUGGUAGGAACUCACUGCCUGCUCUGCGAUCAAACCCCUCGUGUGGCCACAGCUUUCCAUUGCCGACUGCACCACAACCUGUUGGUCCAACGUCGCAGUCUGCAGGAGCUCCAGCCCUUUAACACUCCCUCAAACACAGAGCAGUUCCAUCAGAGGGGACAGGGCUUUAACGCCAGCAGUGGCCGGUACACAGCUCCAGUGUCUGGGUUCUACCAGCUCACAGCUAGUCUGCUACUGGAAUCCAAUGAGUCUCAGAAAAAGCCUCAUGCCAGGCAGAGGGAAAGUGUUAAGGCCUCUAUAUGCAUAGAGUCUCUUUGUCAGAGUAAUGUGUCUUUGGAGACAGUGACUGGAGUGAGCACUACAGGGGGAGAAUUCAGUAUUCUCCUGACCGGGACUCUUUACCUACAGGCUGGAGAGUAUGUAUCUAUUCUUAUUGACAAUGGGACAGGCUCAGCCCUCACAAUUCUCCAAGACAGUCUGUUUUCUGGCAUUCUUAUUGGAGUAUGAGGACACAAACAAAACACAAGCAAUGACUACAAAGAAGCCCAUUUUUACAGUGUUGACAAAAUACAUAUCUUUAUUAGGUAAGGUAUUCAGGACAUAUUAGAAUACUAAUUUCAUAAAAGGGAGGACUCUUUUCAAGCAUCUAAAAGAGACUCUACGUAUUACCACUGUUGCAAAGGGCAGCAGGAUUGCACUGCUAUUUCUUUCCAAAAUAAUGGUAACAUUUAAACUCUGUUCAUAGAGGUGUACGUAUUUUUUCAUGUGGUAUGUGUACGCAUUCCAUUCUAACAGGGCUGAAGUUUUAUUUAUUUGCAUUUGCUUUUUGAAAGGAUAUUGAUAUUUGAGUAUAUUUGCAAUAAAAUGUUUCCAUAACUGCUG
Messenger RNA from Sinocyclocheilus grahami, 2194 nucleotides. RefSeq names its product erythroferrone-like. The coding region runs from base 941 to 1819 and encodes 292 amino acids. Lineage: Eukaryota; Metazoa; Chordata; Actinopteri; Cypriniformes; Cyprinidae. The record is from RefSeq and is a predicted model, not a curated record. The transcript has 8 exons. Gene Ontology annotation, molecular function: hormone activity.